Vicia villosa (hairy vetch) is the source of this 3380-nucleotide messenger RNA. Its product is annotated as boron transporter 1-like. The record is from RefSeq and is a predicted model, not a curated record. The transcript is spliced from 11 exons. Gene Ontology annotation, biological process: monoatomic ion homeostasis; monoatomic anion transport; transmembrane transport. Gene Ontology annotation, molecular function: solute:inorganic anion antiporter activity. Lineage: Eukaryota; Viridiplantae; Streptophyta; Magnoliopsida; Fabales; Fabaceae. Bases 962 to 3163 code for a protein of 733 amino acids. Gene Ontology annotation, cellular component: plasma membrane.
UUACUUUCUUCACACCAUUCAACCACUGUCACACAAAUAACACUCUCUGCACCUUCUCUUUGUUCUUCAUACGUCUCUCGUUUUCAUUGCUUCUUCUCUUUGUGUUUCUUUGUCUCAAUCUUGUUUAUCAUAGAAUCUUCAUUAUUCCUGUUCCUCACUUUAAUGUAACUGCAACUUCAUUUUCUUUGUUCUGCUUCAACUUGGUCUUUUUCCUUUUUGAAGUCUCUUUGCAGAAAGAUGUAAUUUUGAUUUCAGAUUAAACUACCCUUUUGCUUUUCAAUUAAUGUCUGAAUCUUCAAAAGUGUUUUAAACGAAUCCCAACAUGGUCUCACUCAUGGAAUCUCGUUAAUCUAGCUGAAUCUUUGAAUGUUCUGUUCUGUUUAUGAAUAUUCUUCUUAGAGCUUUUAUACUAUAGAAAAUGCAGGUUGUGAUUAUGGGUUUUCGUUAACUUUUAUUGUAUUGCCCUCCAUAGCUAUAAAUUCAUAACUUUUAUUUGAUUAACUUCACUUUGAAUUUGAGUGUGUGUGAGAAAGUGUAACAUGUAACUUGUUUCUAGGUGUAAAUUUUGUUUCUUUUGAUAUAGCAUAUGGAGGGUUUUUAUUGUUAUCUAGAACAAGGGUAGUUUUGGAUCUUAGUUUUGUUCAAUUACUGACUAGUUCAUUUCUCAUUUGUUAUACAACAUAUGCAAAAGUUGUUCAUAAAUUCUUUGAAAAUGUAAAUUCUUUUUUCUGGAUUCUUUCAUUCAUUUACUUCACUAUAGCUUUUCUGUUUAGGAUGUUAUGUAGAAUUCUAGUCUCCCUGCCCAGAGUUUUCGCGUAUGCCGCUUUAAUUAAGCACUGUUUUUUUUACCAUUAGAGCUCUCUUGAAUUGAGUCAGAAAAAUCAGCAUCUUCCAAUUGCAUAUUUUUCAUCUUCUUUACUUAUAAGAUCAAUACUAGUUCAUUGGUACUAUUCAAAGACGAAUGGAAGAAACAUUUGUUCCUUUUCGCGGAAUUAAAAAUGAUUUCAAAGCAAGAAUUAUGUGCUACAAACAAGAUUGGACUAGUGGAUUCCGCGCAGGUGCAAGGAUCUUUGCACCAACUACAUACAUAUUUUUUGCUUCUGCAAUUCCUGUUAUAUCUUUUGGGGAGCAACUCGAGAGAACUACUGGUACACAAAUAUUUUUCAGGUUCAGUCUCUUGGUGUUUGUUUAUGUCAUAUUAUAUGCUAAGAAGUUAUAUUAUACAGAUGGAACUCUCACUGCUGUGCAGACCCUUGCAUCAACUGCACUAUGUGGUAUUGUCCACUCGGUUAUUGGAGGGCAACCUCUCCUCAUACUAGGUGUAGCCGAGCCAACCGUUUUGAUGUAUACAUUCAUGUACAAUUUCGCAAAGGAUCGCGAGGAUUUAGGACACAAAUUGUUCUUGCCUUGGACUGGAUGGGUGUGUGUUUGGACUGCACUGUUGCUGUUCUUGCUGGCUAUUCUCGGUGCAUGCUCCAUUAUCAACCGGUUCACGCGCCUUACCGGUGAACUAUUUGGUCUGUUAAUUGCAAUGCUCUUUAUGCAGCAGGCUAUAAAGGGGCUUGUGGAAGAGUUUGGUGUACCGAAGACACAGACAGAAGGUACCAAUCAGAUUGCACUCCAAUCCUCUUGGCUGUUUGGCAACGGAAUGUUUGCUUUAGUUUUAUCAUUCGGCCUUCUUUUUACCGGUCUAGGAAGCCGCAAGGCUAGAUCAUGGCGUUACGGGACAGGUUGGCUACGAGGAUUUAUAGCUGAUUACGGAGUCCCCUUAAUGAUUCUCGUAUGGACUGCUGUAUCUUACAUACCUGUCAACAAGGUCCCAAGGGGAAUCCCGAGGCGACUUUUCAGUCCAAAUCCAUGGUCUCCUGGUGCAUACUCAAAUUGGACUGUUGUAAAGGAAAUGUUGAAUGUGCCUCUAUUGUACAUUAUUGGAGCAUUUAUACCAGCUACUAUGAUUGCCGUGCUUUACUACUUCGAUCACAGCGUUGCAUCACAACUCGCGCAGCAAAAAGAGUUCAAUCUAAGGAAACCUUCGUCUUAUCAUUACGACUUACUACUCCUGGGAUUUUUGACCUUAUUUUGCGGGCUUAUUGGAAUCCCUCCUUCCAACGGUGUGAUUCCGCAAUCUCCAAUGCAUACCAAGAGCUUAGCUACUCUAAAACAUCAGAUUUUACGGCAUAAGCUUGUCUCUACUGCACGAACGAGCAUGGGGAAAAACAUGAACCUGAGUCAGUUUUACGAAAGUAUGAAAGAAGCAUAUGACGUAAUGCAGACGCCAUUGGUUUCCCAAAUGCCAUCCACCUUGGGGCUGAAAGAUUUGAAGGAGUCUACCGUCGCACUUGCUUCAAGUCAUGGAUACAUUGACGCUCCUGUUGAUGAAAUCGUCUUUGAUGUGAAUAAGGAUGUUGAUGACCUUAUGCCAGUCGAAGUUAAAGAGCAGCGCCUCAGUAAUUUACUGCAGGCAUCAAUGGUUGCGGCUUGUGUUGCUGCUAUGCCUCUUUUGAAGAAGAUACCAACUUCGGUGCUUUGGGGUUACUUUGCCUUCAUGGCUAUUGAAAGCUUGCCGGGAAAUCAGUUUUGGGAGAGAAUAUUGUACCUUUUCACUGCUCCAAGUCGAAGAUACAAACUGCUGGAGGAACACCGUGCCACUUUUGUUGAGACUGUGCCUUUGAAAGCAAUUGCUCUGUUUACUCUGUUCCAGACAGCUUACUUGCUUCUCUGCUUCGGCAUAACCUGGAUACCAAUCGCCGGGGUCCUCUUCCCGUUGUUAAUCAUGCUUCUUGUCCCGGUUCGGCAAUAUUUUCUUCCCCAUUUUUUCAAAGGAGCCCAUCUACAAGAGUUGGACGCCGCAUCAUACGAGGAAGCACCUGCCAUUGCUUUCAACAUGUCAUUUGAUGAUCUAAGUAACCAUGGAUCAAUGGCCAAUGUCAGUGGUGGAGAAAUUCUUGAUGAGAUUAUCACGAGGAGUCGCGGAGAGAUACGUCGUACUCAAAGUUCUAAAGCAUCUAGUUCAACUGCAACACCAAUAGCAGGAGAUAUAAGACCUGCUAAUAGCCCGCAAAUAUCACGAAUGAUUCCUAGCCCUCGAGUAACCGCAUUGAGAGGGGAAAGCAGCAGUGCAGGAUCAAACGGAAAGGAGUUAAAGUUAAAGCAAAUUCCUUGAAAAACAUCCAAAUGAUACACAACUUAAAAGCUAAAAUGUAUCUUUAACAGAUUAUACUAGUACUAAGUGAUUAUAGUAGUACUAAGUGAUGUUCUAUAGGUUGUUUUUUUUUACAACAACAAAACAUCAACAUCUUCUUGAUGUCUUUCUUUGUUUCGUUUUAAUCUUAUUCCUUACGAUAUAUAAAAUGGGCAGGAACAGUUUCAAGUUGAUGCUA